AUGGUCGUGCACUCGGUGCCCGCCGAAGUCACCGUGAAAGGUACCACUACCCCGAUUGCUUUCGUGAAGGACAUUUUAUUUCCUUACAUCAGAGAAAAUGUUCAGGAGUAUCUGCAGACCCACUGGGAAGAAGAGGAGUGCCAGCAGGAUGUCAGCCUUUUGAGGAAACAGGCGGAAGAGGACUGGCAGCUGGAUGGGGCCGUCCCCAUCCCGGCCGCCGGGGGCAGCGGGGGCGAGGAGCCCGCACAGCUGAUGCAGGCGGUGGUGGAUAACGUGUGCUGGCAGAUGUCCCUGGACCGGAAGAGCACGGCGCUGAAGCAGCUGCAGGGCCACAUGUGGAGGGCGGCCUUCACGGCCGGCCACGUGAAAGCAGAGUUCUUUGAAGAUGUAGUUCCGGCAGUCAAGAAAUGGAGAGAGGCCGGGAUGAAGGUGUAUGUCUAUUCUUCAGGGAGUGUCGAGGCACAGAAACUAUUUGGGCAUUCUACAGAGGGUGAUAUUCUUGAGCUCGUUGACGGCCACUUUGACACCAAGAUCGGACACAAGGUGGAGAGCGAGAGUUACCGGAAGAUCGCAGACAGCGUCGGUUGCUCCACCAACAACAUCUUGUUUCUGACGGACGUCACUGGAGAGGCCAGCGCGGCCGAGGCUGCCGACGUGCACGUGGCCGUGGUGGUGCGACCGGGCAACGCGGGCGUGACGGACGACGAGAAGACCUACCACCGCCUCACCACGUCCUUCAGCGAGCUGGCGCUGCCCGCCUCCGCCUAGCCCCGCGCCGGGGGGCACCGAGAUCACAGCCAUGCACACGCGUGUGUCCCAGUGUCCGUGCCUGUACAUAUAUGUGUGUGUGUCCACAUUGCCUUUCAGAGUCACAUACGUGAGAAGAAGA
Messenger RNA from Sorex araneus (European shrew), 889 nucleotides. Its product is annotated as enolase-phosphatase E1-like. NCBI's taxonomy places the organism in Eukaryota, Metazoa, Chordata, Mammalia, Eulipotyphla, Soricidae. The record is from RefSeq and is a predicted model, not a curated record. Gene Ontology annotation, molecular function: acireductone synthase activity; magnesium ion binding. The coding region runs from base 1 to 768 and encodes 255 amino acids. The transcript has a single exon.